This is a messenger RNA of Coffea eugenioides, 1685 nucleotides long. Its product is annotated as peroxisomal (S)-2-hydroxy-acid oxidase-like. Lineage: Eukaryota; Viridiplantae; Streptophyta; Magnoliopsida; Gentianales; Rubiaceae. The transcript has 12 exons. The record is from RefSeq and is a predicted model, not a curated record. Gene Ontology annotation, molecular function: oxidoreductase activity; FMN binding. The coding region runs from base 264 to 1370 and encodes 368 amino acids.
AAAUAUGUAAUGUAAAUCAUUAUUAUUAUUUUUUCUUUAAAUGAUGAUUCUCCACGUAACUUUGCCCAAGUAGUCACAAGUGCUGCAUAGCCGACAACUGAAAAAUUAGAGCAUAAUAAAACUCGUUUCUUACCUGAUUUGAUCUUGUCUCCUUUGCACACACUCUUUCCACUAAAUCCUUGCGAGCCGGUAUAAUUCUGUAGAUCUCAUCCGACUCUGUGCUUUGUGGUCUAGUCAACAAGACUUUAGGCAUUGUCAGGAAAAUGGAGAAGAUUACCAAUGUUAUGGAGUACGAACCCCUUGCAAAGGAAAAAUUGCCUAAGAUGGUUUAUGAAUACUAUGCAUCUGGAGCUGAGAACGAAUGGACUCUCCAAGAGAAUAGAAAUGCUUUCUCGAGGAUCUUAUUCCAGCCUCGAAUUCUUGUUGAUGUAAGCAACAUUGACACGGCCACUACAGUGUUGAGCUUUAAGAUUUCUAUUCCCGUCAUGGUUGCUCCAACAGCUAUGCAGAAAAUGGCUCACCCAGAAGGAGAGUAUGCAACAGCACGAGCAACAUCAGCAGCUGGCACAAUUAUGACUUUGUCGUCUUGGGCUACUUCCAGUGUUGAAGAGGUUGCUUCAACUGGAUCAGGCAUCCGCUUUUUUCAGCUCUAUGUCAUGAAGGACCGAAAUGUCGUUGCACAACUUGUACAAAGAGCUGAAAGGGCUGGUUUUAAAGCUAUUGUCCUUACUGUGGAUACUCCUAGGCUUGGACGUAGGGAAGCUGAUAUCAAGAAUAGAUUUGCGCUGCCACCCCAUUUGACUUUGAAGAAUUUUGAUGGACUGGACCUCGGAAGGAUAGAUGGGACUAAUGAUUCUGGACUUGCUUCAUAUGUUGCUGGCCAAGUAGAUCAAUCUCUUAGCUGGAAGGAUUUGAAGUGGCUGCAGACGAUCACUCAGUUACCGAUUAUUCUCAAGGGUGUAUUGACUGCUGAGGAUGCCAGACUAGCUGUACAAGCUGGAGCUGCAGGAAUCAUUGUGUCAAAUCAUGGGGCCCGACAGCUUGAUUAUGUCCCUGCAACUGUUAUGGCCUUGGAAGAGGUUGUCAAAGCUGCUCAAGGCAGAGUUCCUGUUUUUUUGGACGGUGGAAUUCGGCGUGGGACAGAUGUAUUCAAAGCAUUGGCUCUUGGAGCUGCUGGUGUCUUUAUUGGAAGGCCCAUUGUCUUCUCAUUGGCAGCUGAUGGUGAGUCAGGAGUUAGGAAAGUACUUCAGAUGCUUCAUGAUGAGCUAGAGCUGACCAUGGCCUUGAGUGGUUGCCGCACUAUUAAGGAGAUUACUCGUGAUCAUAUUGUUACUCCUUGGGAUCCCCUCCAUCUUGAACCCCGAUUAUAGUUUGGUCAGUCUGAAUAGCAAAGCACUCUUUUUAAGCUAGAUGAAUCCGAACGGUGUUAUGAUACGUCCAGCAGCAUUGGUAAUAAUCAAUGCUUUCAAAAAAGAAUAUAUUUUCACUACUGUCUUUUGCUCAUAAAGUCUGUACGUGUGCCUGAUUGUAAACUUUUGUCACCCACAUGUCAAACUUCAUCUAAAUGGCAUAGUGCACCUGUACGGGAUUGGAUUCCAGCAUCUGUUUCCUCUCCGUUACUGCUGAGGAAUAAAUUGUUUUUUUCCUUGUUUGUAGUGUAAGAAAAGAUAUAUUUUGAUUCUGCA